ACGAUAAAUGAGAACAUCUUCAUUGCGAUAGCGAUGGCGGUCACCACAUUCCGAGGGGUACAGUUGCGGUCAUUGACUGCGUUCCUGUUGGUGGCAAUGGUGGUAAAGGUGCUGGGCGCUGGCGAAUCUGUUAACGUGACGAGCAGCAAUGGGGGCGAAGCGGGAAGGCUCAUUUUUGCUCAUGUUCUAUUUCGCCAUGGUGAUCGUACCCCGAUUGAUCCAUAUCCGAAUGACCCUUGGAAGGAUCCUAGCCAUUGGACCGCAGAUUGGGGACAGCUAGUGAAUGCUGGUAAAAUGCGCCAUUUAAUGCUUGGAAAAUGGCUGCGUAAACGCUAUUCCGGCCUACUGAAAGAUACGUACAGCAACAAUGAGAUUUACGUCCGUUCAACGGACGUAGACCGUACUUUGAUGAGUGCCGAGGCAAACCUCGCCGGACUGUAUCCACCGAUGGGAGCUGACGUGUGGGACACGGCAAUAACAUGGCAACCGAUACCGGUGCACACCGUUACCGAGGAGCUGGACAGUGUAUUGGCAGCAAAAAAGCGUUGUCCCGCGUUCGAUCACGCACUAAAGGUGUACCGCCAGUCGGAACCAUACCAUUCGUACAACGCUUCGUUGGAGCAGCUGUAUCAGUAUGUGACGGAAAAAACUGGACGCCGAUACGACUCGAUGUCUUCCGUGCAGAACCUUUACAGUGCGCUGCUCAUAGAGGAGCUGAACAACUUUACGCUGCCCGAAUGGACCAAGACGGUAUAUCCGGAACCAUUGAAAUCGAUCUCCGCCAUGACGUUUGCCGUCAAGACGAACACAACACAACUGGCCCGUCUGAAGAUGGGUCCACUGGUGAAGGAAAUACUGCAACGGUUCAGAUCGAAAGCGAAGGGAACGCUGAAACCGAAUCGCUCCGUAUGGAUCUACAGUGCGCACGAUGUAACGGUCGCUAGUUUAUUGAAUGCGCUGCGAGUUUUUGAACUGCACAAUCCGCCAUUCGCCGCAUGCAUUAUGCUUGAGCUGCGCCAGCCGACCGACGGCGGCGGACAGGAGCCGUAUGUGGAGAUAUUCUACAAAAACACAACUGCCGAACCGUUCCAGCUUUCCUUUCCUGGCUGUGGCGUUCGAUGUCCGUUGGACAAGAUGUUUGAAAUUUACGACAACAUUAUGCCGAAAGAUUGGGAAGCCGAAUGUCAGCUGUCGCUGCUGUCAAUGAGUUACGUCGAGGCGGAUCUGAACUCGGCCAGCAAUUUGAUUGGGAUCGUGCUACUGACUGCCAUAUCGAUGCUCGUCCUGCUGACCGUUGUAGCCAUUGCGAAACGUCGUAACAGUUUACAGAGCGAACGAUGGUAUCUUCGGAUUGAUGGAUAAGCGGACGGGACAAUCGCAUUUACGACCCAAUUUUAAAAUGUCAUGUAAAAUGUUUCAUAAGGCUGCUUUGUACUGUCUGUUA
Molecule: messenger RNA, 1444 nt
Organism: Anopheles maculipalpis
Lineage: Eukaryota; Metazoa; Arthropoda; Insecta; Diptera; Culicidae
Gene: Acph-1
Product: prostatic acid phosphatase
Exons: 3
Coding region: 34-1362 (442 amino acids)
Biological process (GO): dephosphorylation
Molecular function (GO): phosphatase activity
Source: RefSeq, a predicted model, not a curated record